AAAAUCGUUUUCUGGUCAGGCAGCUGGAAUGCGAAUGUGUUUUAAUCCUUCUACUAGUAGUUAAUUUUUUUAUACUUACAUUUCUGAUAUCUUAGUAGAACUGCAAUAUUGUGAUUUUUAUAUGCGAUUUUUUUUAAUUUUACAGACAUACACUGGAAUAUAAUUUCUUGUUGGUCGCCCCCAUCAAGCUUCUCGUAUAAAUGGCAACUGAAGGAAAAGUGAUCCGCUGUAAAGCUGCCGUGGCGUGGGCGGCCAAGCAGCCUCUUGUGAUUGAAGACGUGGACGUCGCGCCACCAAAACAAGGAGAAGUUCGCAUCAAGAUCGUAGCUACGGGCGUGUGCCACUCAGAUGCCACGGGCCUGAAGGGCGUUGGUCAAGGCAUCCUCAAGGGCAUAUUCCCCGCCAUCCUCGGGCACGAGGGGAGCGGGAUUGUUGAGAGCGUCGGGCCCGGAGUCACUAAUGUCAAACCAGGUGACCAUGUCAUCCCUCUGUACAUGGCUGAAUGCGGUGAGUGCGACAACUGCAAGUCGCCCAAGACGAAUUUGUGCACCAAGAUCAUCGCCAUGCAAAUGAAAGGCUUCAUGUCGGACGGAACUUCGCGGUUCACCUGCAAGGGCAAAGUCCUCCAUCACUACAUGGGCACCUCCACCUUCAGCCAGUACACGGUUGUGGCUGAUGUCGCGGUAGUAAAGAUCCCAGAUUCGCUGCCAUUGGAGAAGGUAUGCCUGUUGGGCUGCGGCGUCAGUACGGGCUAUGGAGCUGCCAUUAACACCGCGAAGGUGGAGGAAGGGUCCACGUGCGCCAUUUGGGGACUGGGUGGGAUCGCCACGGGCGUGUGCCGCACGGAUGCCACCAGCCUGAAGGGCAUCGGAGAAGACCUCAUUGAGGGCAUCUUCCCCACCAUCCUCGGCCACGAGGGGAGCGGCAUUGUUGAGAGCGUCGGGCCCGGUGUCACUCAUGUCAAACCAGGUGACCAUGUCAUCCCUCUGUACAUGGCUGAAUGCGGCGAGUGCGACAACUGCAAGUCGCCCAAGACGAAUUUGUGCACCAAGAUCAUCGCCAUGCAAAUGAAGGGCUUCAUGCCGGACGGAACUUCGCGGUUCACCUGCAAGGGCAAGGUUCUCCAUCACUACAUGGGCACCUCCACCUUCAGCCAGUACACGGUUGUGGCUGAUGUCGCCGUUGUCAAGGUAAAUAAAAUUUGUCAACAGGGCUGGGGACAAUGCAUCGUGCUCGGUGUGCCUCCUGCAGGAUCUAACAUGAGCUUGCCGCCCUUCUCCUUCCUCUACGGCAAAACCAUGAAGGGCUCCGUUUAUGGCGGCUGGAAGUCGCGGUCGAGCAUGCCACGCUUGGUCAAGGACUACCAGGAGAAGCGGAUCAUCCUGGAUGAGUUCGUGACCUUCACUAGGCCGCUCGCCAGAAUCAACGAUGGUUUUGAGCUCAUGAAUGAUGGCAAGGCGAUCAGGACUGUCAUCGACAUGUUUUAAAUGAUUAUUGUGUUGCUUUGUAACAAGAUGAUAUAGCUUCCAUCAAAAAUUAAUUUUUGCGAAAUUAA
This is a messenger RNA of Hyalella azteca, 1555 nucleotides long. RefSeq names its product alcohol dehydrogenase class-3. NCBI's taxonomy places the organism in Eukaryota, Metazoa, Arthropoda, Malacostraca, Amphipoda, Hyalellidae. Gene Ontology annotation, molecular function: S-(hydroxymethyl)glutathione dehydrogenase [NAD(P)+] activity; zinc ion binding. The record is from RefSeq and is a predicted model, not a curated record. The coding region runs from base 201 to 1487 and encodes 428 amino acids. Gene Ontology annotation, cellular component: cytosol. Gene Ontology annotation, biological process: formaldehyde catabolic process. The transcript is spliced from 10 exons.